UGCCAGUCCUCACUGCAACCUGCAGAGCCCGGGUAGGAUUUGGCCUCCGUCCCUCCAGCAUCUGAACUCCAUCUCCACCACCAGCAUGAGCCGCCAAUUCACCUGCAAGUCGGGAGCUGCCUCCAAGGGGGGCUUCAGCGGCUGCUCGGCUGUGCUCUCCGGGGGCAGCUCAUCCUCCUACCGGGCAGGGGGCAAAGGGCUCAGCGGAGGCUUUGGGAGCCGGAGCCUCUACAGCCUGGGGGGCAUCCGGAACAUCUCCUUUAAUGUGGCCAGCAGCAGCGGGAAAAGCGGAGGUUAUGGGUUUGGUCGAGGCCGGGCCAGUGGCUUUGCUGGGAGCAUGUUUGGCAGCGUGGCCCUGGGGCCCGUGUGCCCGUCCGUGUGCCCUCCGGGGGGCAUCCAUCAGGUCACCGUCAACGAGAGCCUCCUGGCCCCCCUCAACGUGGAGCUGGACCCCGAGAUCCAGAAAGUGAGAGCCCAGGAGCGGGAGCAGAUCAAGGCGCUGAACAACAAGUUCGCCUCCUUCAUCGACAAGGUGCGGUUCCUGGAGCAGCAGAACCAGGUGCUGGAGACCAAGUGGGAGCUGCUGCAGCAGCUGGAUCUGAACAACUGCAAGAACAACCUGGAGCCCAUCCUCGAGGGCUACAUCAGCAACCUGCGGAAGCAGCUGGAGACGCUGUCCGGGGACAGGGUGCGGCUGGACUCGGAGCUGAGGAGCGUGCGGGAUGUGGUGGAGGACUACAAGAAGAGGUACGAGGAAGAAAUCAACAGGAGGACGGCUGCAGAGAAUGAGUUUGUGCUGCUCAAGAAGGAUGUGGAUGCGGCUUAUGCCAAUAAGGUGGAGCUGCAGGCCAAAGUGGACUCCAUGGACCAGGAGAUCAAAUUCUUCAAGUGUCUCUAUGAAGCUGAGAUCGCUCAGAUCCAGUCCCACAUCAGCGAUAUGUCCGUCAUCCUGUCCAUGGACAACAACCGGGACCUGAACCUGGACAGCAUCAUCGACGAGGUCCGCGCCCAGUACGAGGAGAUCGCCCUGAAGAGCAAGGCCGAGGCCGAGGCGCUGUACCAGACCAAGUUCCAGGAGCUGCAGCUAGCAGCCGGCCGGCAUGGGGAUGACCUCAAAAACACCAAGAACGAGAUCUCGGAGCUCACCCGGCUCAUCCAGAGAAUCCGCUCAGAGAUUGAGAAUGUGAAGAAGCAGGCUUCCAACCUGGAGACGGCCAUCGCCGACGCCGAGCAGCGGGGUGACAAUGCCCUGAAGGACGCCCGGGCCAAGCUGGACGAGCUGGAGGCCGCCCUGCACCAGGCCAAGGAGGAGCUGGCCCGGAUGCUGCGCGAGUACCAGGAGCUCCUGAGCCUGAAGCUGGCCCUGGACAUGGAGAUCGCCACCUACCGCAAGCUGCUGGAGAGCGAAGAGUGCAGGAUGUCAGGAGAAUUUCCCUCCCCUGUCAGCAUCUCCAUCAUCAGCAGCACGAGCGGCAGCGGCGGCUACGGCUUCAGGCCCAGCUCCGUGAGCGGCGGCUACGUGGCCAGCAGCGGCAGCUGCAUCUCCGGCGUGUGCAGCGUCCGCGGCGGGGACAGCCGGGGCAGGGGCAGCGGCAGCGACUACAGGGAUACCCUGGGGAAGGGCUCCAGCCAGAGCACCUCCUCCAAGAAGGCCGGCAGGUAGAGACGCUGCCACGCCACCGCCGCCGCAGCGUCCCCAGCUGUGUCCCAUGCGCGCUCUCCCGUCCCCGUCAGCCCCUCUCCACCCUGCCCUGCUCUUGUCCCUCCGGCCACCCUACUUCCCCCAGCCUGCGUCUCCCUGAGCCUGGACAGGUGUGGAUGGCCCUACCUGGCAAAAUUCCUCCUGGCGCCUGCCUGGCGUCCGCCUCCUUGGCUAAGGUCCCCCCAGCCAGGCCGUGGGCUCAGCUCAGCUCCCGGCCUUCCGUCCUCCGCGCAGCCUCCGGCUCCAUCACCAACUACAGUCUGGCUCCCCGGGUCACAGACCGAGGCCCCGCUCUCACACUGGGGCCUCUGCCCCAGCGACUGCCUAAGCUGGGAGCUGGUUCUGUGUUCAAGAAAAGGAGGACCGAAGGGCACCAGCCAAGGGAGGCCGGUCCCCACGCCACCCUGGCCCCGUCUCAUGGCUCAUUCCGAGUAGGACCAAGUACGACUCAGGUCUCUCUUGCUCUCCUGUAUCCAGAAGCAGAGAAGAGGAGGCCCCUCCACAUCUCCUUUCUUCUUAGAGGCCCCCCCAUUGCAUCCUCAAUAAACAGCACGAUCUGA
Molecule: messenger RNA, 2262 nt
Organism: Nyctereutes procyonoides (raccoon dog)
Lineage: Eukaryota; Metazoa; Chordata; Mammalia; Carnivora; Canidae
Gene: KRT71
Product: keratin 71
Exons: 9
Coding region: 86-1663 (525 amino acids)
Biological process (GO): keratinization; intermediate filament organization
Cellular component (GO): keratin filament
Molecular function (GO): structural constituent of skin epidermis
Source: RefSeq, a predicted model, not a curated record